AUGCCAGCGAUUCCGCAGCAAGAACGGCAGGAAGACCUCCCCCGGGUCGUCUUCGCUUCUAGUGCUACGACCUACACCAUGGAGGUCCCGGCCGAAGGGAUGAUGGCCCCGGCAGCGGCUCACGUCGCUCUCGCGGAGAUCGCUAAGGACACAUAUGGUAUGGUCAUAUGCCAAACCAUGGCCGAGUGCCAGCUAUGCCCCUACCCUCCCAAGGCGCAAGUUUCGUGCGUCAUCGACGACACCGUAGUCAUGUGGUGCAACGAGCAGGCCCACGUCGUGGCGUUGGGUAGGACCAACCCUGAGUCUGUGCCGGGCAACCCUGGCUGGACUCGCAUCGACAUCACCUUCACCUCCGCGCUGGAUUUCCUGUGGUUCAUUAAGGUCUUCGCGGAGGCCAAGUCUGAUGUCAUCCACCGCGCGCGUGAGCUCCGGGACAAGUUGCGCCGUGUCAUGCGGACCGUCCCGAGCCAUUCGCCUCCCUCGCGGCCUGAGCAUCUGUGCACGGUGGCUUCUCAUCGCGCCUCCAUCACUGCUAAAGUAGUCCAGGUCAGCGAGGAGGACGGCCAGGAUGCCGGCCAGGAGGAGCUGCCGGUUGCUUGA
This is a messenger RNA of Trametes versicolor FP-101664 SS1, 600 nucleotides long. RefSeq lists its product as uncharacterized. NCBI's taxonomy places the organism in Eukaryota, Fungi, Basidiomycota, Agaricomycetes, Polyporales, Polyporaceae. The coding region runs from base 1 to 600 and encodes 199 amino acids. The record is from RefSeq and is a predicted model, not a curated record. The transcript is spliced from 5 exons.